AUGUCCGGUGCACUUUGGUCUCUCGUUGGCAAAAGAGUGCUAGCAGAGUCCGCAAGGAAUCAUUUUGGGACUGAGGACCCCUACUUUGAGGAAAUACCGGCUUCGCGCAUCGGUCGUGCCUUCGGAAAGAAAACCCAGAAGCGCCGCAAGGCCAUCCCACCGGGCUUGUCAGAAAAAGAUGCCAAGAUCCUGACACAGGUCAAGCGCAGAGCCUGGCGACUUGACUACUGUCUUUUCAACUUGUGCGGAAUCCGGUUCGGUUGGGGCAGUGUGAUUGGUCUUGUUCCCUUUAUCGGUGAUGUCGGUGAUGCCGCAUUCGCUAUGAUGGUCGUGCGGAACUGCGAAGAGAUCGACGGCGGUCUUCCGGCGCAUCUCCGGAUGAAGAUGGUGAUCAAUGUGAUAAUCGACUUCAUCAUUGGUCUCGUUCCCUUCCUGGGCGACCUCGCAGAUGCCGUGUACAAAUGCAAUACCCGAAACGCCGUUAUCCUCGAACACCACCUGCGCUCCAAGGGCGCAAAAGUGAUCUCAAAACAAAGCAAACAACAAGAGCGAGCAGUCGACCAUAGUCUUCCGGACGAGUUUGAUAGGCAGGAAAGUGGUGUCGUGGGCAAUCAUCCGCCGGCGUACGAGAACCAGGGACCCUCGGGAAAUCGGCAUGCAGAUAAUGUUGGCGCCCAACCAACCAAGCCUCAACCUGUGAAGCAACCCCGAACUAACAGUUCCAUUGGCAGGUGGUUUGGCGGGGCGAGACAUCCAAACGAGUGUUUGGAGCGGGGUGAAGUGUGA
Penicillium alfredii is the source of this 786-nucleotide messenger RNA. RefSeq lists its product as uncharacterized. Lineage: Eukaryota; Fungi; Ascomycota; Eurotiomycetes; Eurotiales; Aspergillaceae. The record is from RefSeq and is a predicted model, not a curated record. The transcript has 3 exons. The coding region runs from base 1 to 786 and encodes 261 amino acids.